Nymphaea colorata (pocket water lily) is the source of this 348-nucleotide messenger RNA. The record is from the annotation of a RefSeq genome assembly. Lineage: Eukaryota; Viridiplantae; Streptophyta; Magnoliopsida; Nymphaeales; Nymphaeaceae.
AUGACAAGAGUUAGACGUGGAUAUAUUGCGCGGAGGCGUCGAAGGAAAAUUCGUUUAUUUGCAUCAAGCUUUCGAGGAGCUCAUUCAAGACUUACUCGAACUGCUACUCAACAGAAAAUAAGGGCUUUGGUUUCCAGCCAUAGGGGUAGAGGAAGGCAAAAGCGAGAUUUUCGUCGUUUGUGGAUCACUCGGAUAAAUGCAGUAACCCGCGAGAAUGGGGUACCCUAUAGUCGAUUAAUACACGAUCUGCGCAAGAAGCAGCUCCUUCUUAAUCGUAAAAUACUUGCACAAAUAGCUAUAUCAAAUAGGAAUUGCCUUUACAUGAUUUCCAAUGAUAUCCUUAAAUAA